Molecule: messenger RNA, 282 nt
Organism: Haemonchus placei
Lineage: Eukaryota; Metazoa; Nematoda; Chromadorea; Rhabditida; Trichostrongylidae
Source: the annotation of a GenBank genome assembly
AUGGAUCCCCCUCCCUCCACAGCCGCAUUUUCACUCACCGGAAUACUUGACUUCUGUCCCUGUGGGUUUGAAGCUCUCAAAUCAGAAGUGGAGGGUGCAGGUACAAAAUUAGUGAUAAGUGCAGAGAGAAGGAUCGCUCAAAGAAGUUAUCAUAUGAGGAAAUUUGAACUACUAUCGGACUACUAUACCUCAAGGCUGGCAAUCAAUAACAUAUUCUUCUUCGUUCCUAGUCCAGUUGCAACGAAAUUUAUUCGAUCAUCAAUAAUCCGGAAUACCUGUUAA